Messenger RNA from Centrocercus urophasianus (Greater sage-grouse), 1515 nucleotides. It is a transcript of the gene METTL9, whose product is annotated as methyltransferase like 9. The record is from RefSeq and is a predicted model, not a curated record. NCBI's taxonomy places the organism in Eukaryota, Metazoa, Chordata, Aves, Galliformes, Phasianidae. The transcript is spliced from 5 exons. Gene Ontology annotation, molecular function: protein-L-histidine N-pros-methyltransferase activity. The coding region runs from base 35 to 991 and encodes 318 amino acids.
CGCGGGAGGGGGUGACUGCGCGCCCCGUCCCCCGAUGAGACUGUGGCCGUGCUGGCUGGGCUGCUACACCCUGCUCCUGUGGGCGCUGAGGAGGAGGAUGUGGGCCGGCCCCGCCAGGUACCUGCGGAGCCCUUUAUCCAGGUCCCUCUACGCGAAUAUGAUGGGCAGCCACGGCCCGCCGGGCGCCGGGGAAAACCACCAGUGGUAUGUCUGCAACACAGAACAGUUGUCUGAAUCCCUUCAGCCUAUUUUUGUCCAGAGUUACCUUGACCAAGGAACGCAGAUCUUCUUAAACAACAGCAUUGAAAAAUCAGGCUGGCUGUUUAUCCAGCUCUAUCACUCUUUUGUGUCCUCAAUUUUUAGCCUUUUUAUGUCUAGAACAUCUAUCAAUGGGCUGCUGGGAAGGGGCUCAAUGUUUGUGUUUUCCCCAGAACAAUUUCAAAGACUGCUUAAAAUAAAUCCAGAAUGGAAAUCCCACAGACUUCUUGAUUUAGGAGCUGGAGAUGGAGAGGUUACUAAAGUCAUGAGUCCUCACUUUGAAGAAAUCUAUGCCACUGAGUUGUCUGAAACUAUGAUCUGGCAGCUUCAGAAGAAAAAAUACAGGGUGCUUGGUAUAAAUGAAUGGCAGAACACGGGAUUUCAGUAUGAUGUUAUCAGCUGUUUGAAUUUGCUGGAUCGCUGUGAUCAGCCACUGACUGUAUUAAAAGAUAUUAGAAGUGUCCUGGAGCCAACUAGAGGCAGAGUCAUUCUAGCAUUAGUUCUGCCUUUUCAUCCAUAUGUGGAAAACGGUGGCAAGUGGGAAAAGCCCUCAGAAGUUUUGGAAAUCAAAGGGCAUACUUGGGAGGAACAGGUUAAUAGCCUGCCAGAAGUGUUCGGUAAAGCUGGUUUUGCCAUAGAGGCUUUCACCAGACUGCCAUACCUAUGUGAAGGUGAUAUGUAUAAUGACUACUAUGUACUAGAUGAUGCUGUCUUUGUCCUGAAGCCCGUGUAAGCCUACAUGAAGUAAAUCUCCAGAAUCAAAGCCAAGAAGCAGCCUCUGAAAGAGAGAUUUGAUCUACGGUUCUGUGAAGGGAGGGAAUCUGUGGGAUUGCCAUGAUAACUAAGUACUAUGUAAGAAUUUUAAUGGCCAAAAUACUAAUGUAUUUCUUUGUAGUGUGAUUAGGAAAAUUUUGUUUUUAAUUUUUAAAUGGAGACUUCGGAUGAGAAUUUCUUUUUUUAUCAGCUCUUAAACCAACAAUGCAUUCUGCAGCCCAGCAGUAACAGGGGAUAUUUUUUAAAUUCUUACCUGCAACAGGGAUCAGAUCCAAACAGAAGCAAUAGUUCUAGUGAGGAAUCUGAUACAACACAAAUUGUUGUUCAAGAAAUCACUUGACAUCUGGCAAUAAAGUUAUCCAUUUAUUUCAAACCUUGCUGAUUAUAAACUGUUUAAAUGGAUAUUCUUCCAUGCUAAGUUACUUUCUCACUUACUGUCAUUCUUCACGUUUUUAUUCAUGCUAAUAAACUUUUUUGAGAUGA